CUCAUGGAUUCGAGGACGGUUAGUUAACUUCAAUCUGUUGCCACUCAGCAAUCCCUUUUCCUUUUCUUCACUUACAAAAUUAUAUCCUUCUCUCUCUAAAACCCUCAUCAGAGUUUUCUCUCUCCAACAAAAUGCAAAUGCGAUUGCGAGUGCUCUUCGUUCUCCUCAUUCUCUCUUUCUCCUUACAAUGCCUCCUCUCUGAUGCUGAUGCUGAUGUGAAGCCUGAAGAUGUAAACGAUGUCCUAAAUGCUUCUGAGUUCAACUCGUCUAGAUCUACAUUCGCUAACAUGAUCGAUCAAGCUCUCGAAAAGGAGUUUAACGAGACUGACGACAAGGCAGAUGUAACUGAUCACAGAAGCUUCAACAAUAGUGUGGCGGAGCAAGAGGCAGUUUUGGAAACUGUUGCAAGGGUCAAGCCCAAGAAGAAUGAGACAAAGGAGGAAAAGUCAUUCCAGUUGCAUGAUGUUUUCCACUUGGAGAAUGACAAUGGAGCUGAAGAUACACCUACCUUGAUAGAUCGAAAGGAUAAUGUCUUUAUCAUGUCUAAUCGCAAGUCGAAGUUUCCAGUGCUGCAGCUAGACUUAAGAUUAAUAUCAGAUCUCGUUGUUGUCAUUGUUUCUGCAACUUGCGGUGGGAUUGCCUUUGCUUGUGCUGGACAACCGGUUUUCACAGGAUAUUUGCUAGCAGGAUCUGUUAUUGGACCUGGGGGUUUUAACUUUGUCAGCGAAAUGGUGCAGGUGGAAACAGUUGCUCAGUUUGGCGUUAUUUUUCUUCUAUUUGCAUUGGGUUUGGAGUUCUCCACGGCGAAGCUUCGCAUUGUUCGAGCUGUUGCUGUGCUAGGAGGGUUACUCCAAAUAUUUCUCUUCAUGUGUUUGUCUGGUAUAACAGCCUCGUUAUGCGGUGGGGAAGCAUGUGAAGGUGUUUUUGUCGGCGUUUUCUUAUCAAUGUCUUCGACAGCAGUGGUGUUGAAAUUUUUGAUGGAAAGAAAUAGUGUUAACACCCUCUAUGGGCAAGUCACCAUUGGAACUCUUAUUCUGCAGGAUUGCACGGUUGGUUUGCUAUUUGCUCUGCUUCCUAUUCUAGGCGGUACUUCUGGUGCACUUCAAGGAAUGUUUUCCAUGGCGAAAUUAUUGGUUGUUCUGGUCACAUUCUUGACCAUUUUGUCAGUAUUAUGUCGCACCUGUGUACCUUGGUUUCUUAGGCUAAUGAUAGGCCUAUCUUCACAGAAUAAUGAAAUGUAUCAACUUGCAUCUGUGGCUUUCUGCUUGCUUGUUGCUUGGUGUAGUGAUAAACUGGGAUUGAGUCUUGAGCUGGGUUCUUUUGCUGCCGGAGUGAUGAUAUCAACAACCGAUCUGGCUCAACAUACACUUGAACAGGUUGAACCUAUACGGAACUUCUUUGCUGCUCUUUUUCUAGCAAGCAUUGGAAUGCUUAUCCAUGUUCAUUUUCUUUGGAAUCACAUUGAUAUCUUAGUAGCAGCUGUUAUAUUGGUCAUUGUUAUAAAAACUAUAGUAGUUGCUGCAGUUGUCAAGGGUUUUGGUUACACCAAUAAGGCUGCAAUUCUUGUUGGAAUGUCUCUGGCUCAAAUAGGAGAGUUUGCUUUUGUUCUUCUUAGCCGUGCUUCAAAUCUUCAUCUAAUUGAGGGUAAAGUGUAUAUGCUGCUUCUGGGCACAACUGCACUUAGCUUGGUGACCACGCCUUUGCUUUUCAAGCUAAUUCCUGCCAUUGUGCAUCUUGGAGUACUACUGCGGUGGUUCUCGCCUGAAAUUCCCAAUGAGGACCCAAAGGAGAGAUCCUACGUGCAGACAGUUCUAAGCGUAUCAGUGUACUGAUCCAAGGAUCCCGUGAUUCAUGAUAGUUGCAUAAAAAAAUAUGAAGCAGCAAAAGAAAAUCUCAAUGUUACCUGAUGGCAUUCUGAUGCUAGAAGACAGGAGAGCAAAGGAGGUUGACUGGACAGUUCAUAAUCAUGAAGCUCAUAUGCACCGACAUCAGGUAGUUUUCUUUGAUACAUCGGAGAGGUUGCACAAUGUAGAGCCCUUGACCUAUCUGCCAACAUUUUAUGGCAUUUAUUUUUUGAUAUUACUUCCCAAUUAGGUGCUACAUAGGAUCAUGUCCAUUUGUAAUGCAAUUGUUUAUAUUCUCUAGUUUGAUGUUAGUUUUGUUUUCCUGGGGUAACAGCCCUCUCAAUAUCACUCUGUAAAUAGAUGAUCAACAUAUUAAUGUAAGAAUUAUAGUUGGGUA
This is a messenger RNA of Solanum dulcamara, 2241 nucleotides long. RefSeq names its product K(+) efflux antiporter 4-like. Gene Ontology annotation, biological process: proton transmembrane transport; potassium ion transmembrane transport. The transcript is spliced from 20 exons. Gene Ontology annotation, molecular function: potassium:proton antiporter activity. The record is from RefSeq and is a predicted model, not a curated record. Bases 132 to 1832 code for a protein of 566 amino acids. Lineage: Eukaryota; Viridiplantae; Streptophyta; Magnoliopsida; Solanales; Solanaceae. Gene Ontology annotation, cellular component: membrane.